AGUUGGGAUGACAAUAUGAAGAAAAGGAUUGUCAUUGCUGCUCGGGACAAUUGGGAAAACUACUUUUCACGCCUAUUUCAUGUUAAGUCAGACAGUGGUGACGCUCAGAUAUUGGGUGUGUGUCAUCGUGGAAUUCGUCUCCUGAGGAUGGUUGCAGCAUCCGGCAUUGAUCCGAAACACCUCCGCUUACUUCGAACCUACAGCUUUGCAGAGUUGCUGUCGGUCGAACUCUGUGGCACAAACCAAGUGCAACUGGAGCUGACAAAUGAAAACCUACAGCUGUACUCCUCCAGAGCCCCUCAAAUAAUUGCUAUGGUUCAGUUCUUCCUCAAAGAGCUCAUGAAGAAUUCUGGCCACGUGGUUGCCUUGAAGAGCUUUGUAACAGAUGACAAGAGCCUGCUCAGCUUCAGCAAAGGUGAUGUCAUCAAGUUGCUACCAAUGGAGGGACUCCAGGCAGGUUGGCGUUUUGGUACAAUGGGAGGACGCUCUGGUCUUUUCCAAGAGGAUCUAACACAACCGUCUGCUGCAUUGGACUACCAUUGUCUCCAACUGGAUCGAAGAGAUAAUCGGUGUAAAACUAUGAGAGGUGCAAGAGCUUCCAGUCAAGAAAAAGAAGCUCUGGUUCCCAUUGGCAAGCAAAUUGACACCACUGAGUCCGAGUGGAUGACGCGAGAUGUCUCAUCUCAGAGAACAGCACAGACGUCCAUCCAACGGUCACUUCACGAGUUACCAAGGCCAAACAGUGAUUCAGAGUGGCAGAGAAAUGUCUCAUCCCAGAGAUCAAUGCAGACGCCUGUCCAGGAAUCAUUUCAAGACAGAGAGAUCCAGAUGUCUGUAAUGGCUGAGUUCGCCAUGAAAUUCUUUAGAAUGAAAAAUGACGGCUCCAAAGCAAGUGUCAAGACUUUUAAUGAGGCAGUUGAAUUCACAAAGGUGCCCAUUCAAGAGUCCCUAAUUCUCUACAAUGAACCCGACACCAAUGAUUUAUCAGUCCAAUGCUUUCGCAAUGUGAUGCAGUUCAUGGGUGAUACAGCCAUGAAAAAGCGAACCACCCAAACAGACUGUCUGAGUCACAUCUUGCUGCUCGGAAAGGAAAGAGAACUGCUGAGAGAUGAAAUCUACUGUCAGGUUAUCAAGCAAACCACCAACAACCAUACUAAAUCCAGCUGCAUUCUAGGUUGGCGUCUACUAUACCUGAUUGCUGGGUUCUUCCCUUGUUCUGGUAACCUAGUGCCCUAUGUUACACGCCACCUGCAUGACAUCGAGACAGACCCUGAACACAAUUACCAAGAGCUGGCAUCUGUGUGUGAGGAUAACCUUCAGCGAUCUCUCAAAUUUGGUGGUCGCCGUAACAUCCCUUCACAUGUCGAGCUGGAAGCCAACCUGGCGGGCAAAUCCUCACAGCUCAUUUCUAUCCAACUGCCAGGCGAGGUGAAAUUCCCUGUCAAGAUACAUAGCUUCAGUAUGGCAGCAGAUGUGAUCAACAAACUCCGCAAAGAAAUGAGUAUCUCGAAUCCCUCCGAAAUGAAUGAAUUCUCCAUCUUCGCCCACCGCCAGAAAGACGGGAUUGUGCGCCCUCUCCAUUCGAGUGAGUACCUGAUGGACUUUUUGCUGGACGAUGGCUGCAUCUUCUUGUCAAUAAGAAGAGUGAUGUGGCAAAUUCCUCUGUGCUUCAACAAUGAUUUAUAUGUGGAGUUUCACUAUCAACAGCUCAAGGAUGACUACUUGAAUGGGCUUCUCCAGCUCACUCCUGCUGCAAAUGGGUCCUCAUCAGUCCAGCAGAAUGCAGAGCUGGCAGGCCUGCAGCACCUGGCUCAGGGACUGAAAAUACAGCUCUCAGUGUUGGAAAUCAAGAAAUUUUUGCCUGCUCAGGAGGGGCAGAACGUGAAUAUAGAUGGGAUCCACUCCCUCUAUUUAAACAAGAUCGACGCCAUGAAGGCUCUCAGCCCACUCGAUGCCAAAAUACAAUUUAUUGUGCUUCUGACUGAGCAACGUAUGUUUGGCUCCAACAAUUACUUGGCCCAGAAAGUCAGCCGGCGUGGAUGUCCUUCCCCUUGCAUUGUCAGUGUCAACCAUGAAGGAGUGCAAUUUCUUCAUCCUAAAACACAGGAGGAAGUGUUUAAAAUCCCUCUCACAGAUGUUCAGUCCAUGCGCACUGUGCGACCUAAAAAUGCAGGAAGACUACCAUCGAUGGAAAUAAGUUAUGGAACACCAAAUAAGUUCCAAAAAAUAACAAUUCAUCUCAAACAGGCCAAGGAGCUGUGUCACAUCCUUGCUAUGAUAAUGGAAGAGUUUAUCCGUCCCUCAGUCGCCAGCUCCAUCUCAAAUUUCCAGUAGACACAUUCCACUUUCUCUUUAAAUCUAAAGCAUACAACCAUUUAUACUCACAAUCACACCUCAGGACAAUU
This is a messenger RNA of Hippocampus zosterae (dwarf seahorse), 2405 nucleotides long. RefSeq names its product unconventional myosin-XV-like. Bases 16 to 2334 code for a protein of 772 amino acids. Gene Ontology annotation, cellular component: cytoskeleton. Lineage: Eukaryota; Metazoa; Chordata; Actinopteri; Syngnathiformes; Syngnathidae. The record is from RefSeq and is a predicted model, not a curated record. The transcript is spliced from 19 exons. Gene Ontology annotation, molecular function: protein binding.